This is a messenger RNA of Branchiostoma belcheri (Belcher's lancelet), 1627 nucleotides long. Its product is annotated as hemicentin-1-like. The record is from RefSeq and is a predicted model, not a curated record. Lineage: Eukaryota; Metazoa; Chordata; Leptocardii; Amphioxiformes; Branchiostomatidae. The transcript has 9 exons. Bases 106 to 873 code for a protein of 255 amino acids.
UUGGGUGUCAGUCUGGGCAUACAGAGUCUCGGUGUUACAGUGUUCGGUCAAGACUUCCCCAACCGCCUUUUUUCUCCACAUUUCUUCCUGUAAAACCUUGCGAAGAUGUUGCUGCGAGUGUGCCUUGCGUUGUGUCUUGCUGUUACAGUCGCUGCGGAGGACGUGAGCCACGAGCGGGGACAAAGCCACACGUUCGAGUGUACCUUCCCGAUCAGCGCGGAUAGAUACAUUCUCAACUGGAUGAAGAAUGACGAGUCGGUCAUGAAUUACUUCACUGGCGACCCAGCUCCGACCUUCACCGGUGACCUUGAGGACCGCGCAGGCGUCAGUCUGGUAAACAGAAGGAAUCUGGAGAUCCAAAACCUUCGGAUCUCUGACGAAGGGGAGUACUACUGCAGCGUAAGCGAGCUCGGAGAAGGCGGCCAGAGUGGCGAUGGGAUGCGGUACCAGCUGGUGGUGUAUGUACCCCCUACGAUCUCCGUGAGUGGAGGACCGUACGAGGCGGAGGUUGGAGGGAAGAUGAUGGUCACCUGCCGUGCGAACAGCCAUCCCCCCUCCAACUUCACAUGGACUAGUCCUCUUGGCGAAAUAUCACAUGGGGCAGUGUUGGAACUCACCAACAUGACCACAAACGAUAUAGGGAGGUACAUGUGCAUGGCAAACAACGGCUACGGGGUCGCCUCUGCGUAUGUGGACAUCUCCAUGAAAGGUUACGCCGCUCCAUCCAUGACGACUGAAUCAGGUUACGCCGCUCCACCAAUGACGACUGAAUCAGAACGAGUGGUGGGAGGAAGUGACGUCAUGCGUGCCACGGGGCUUCCCAUCAUGCUCCUGCUCAUCGCAAGUCUUCUGCUUCCGGUCUUCUUUUCUUGACGUCAUCAAAAUGGAAUUCUGUGACAACUACAAUAAAAGUAGUUGAAACUCUAACACAUGUCUAAGGUCGAACCUCAUGGCUUAUACUAAUGGCAUUUCUCAUUGAAAUUCUCAGUUCAAAGACUUUUUUUAAAAACUGCAAAGAUCUUUAACAACUGGAAGACUUCUUAAAACUUUAGCAGAGAAUUCAACGACAAAUGUCAUCGGUACUUUAGCUGCUUUUGAACAUGGCUUGCUUUUAUGUUAAAAGCAGCUAACGUGUCUAUGGUUUUCUUAUUGUGAUUUUACAAUCUGCAUACCCGGCCAGUUACUUUUACGGUAACAUUUUUGUUCUCUGUAACAAGGAGGUUAUACGUGUGUUAUCUGCCCUGUAAACUCAGGGUUUGUUGUACUAGGCUGUCUUAGAAAAGACGUAUCCGUCUGCGAAUCUUCUGCUAUGUUUAACUUCUGUGCUGUGACAUUCUGUGAUGUUUUCCUUCAUUUGAAUGCAGAAACAAUUAUAUCCAGGUUUGAUGUUGUGAAUAAUACCAUUUUAGUGACAUUAAAUCGUACUAUUCGUAGACUGGUUAUGAGAUUGUCUUUGAAAAGUUCGAAGUGUGUAGCAUGUGUGAUUUCAGAGCUGGAUGUGACCUGUAGGAUAGUUGAUAUUGUGUGACGAAUGAAAUCAUGGUUUGUUCUACAUUUCAUUGUUUUAUGCCACUUUCCUUGUCCAAAGAAUACUGAAAUUUCUAAUAAACUGUUGUUUGAAACAGGA